AUGCGCCGGGCCAGCAGAGACUACGGCAAGUACCUGCGCGGCUCGGAGGAGAUGGGCGGCUGCCCUGGCACCCCGCAUGAGGGUCCGCUGCAUCCUGCGCCUUCUGCACCGGCUCCGCCGCCGCCCCCCGCGGCCUCUCGCUCCAUGUUCCUGGCCCUCCUGGGGCUGGGACUGGGCCAGGUGGUCUGCAGCAUCGCUCUGUUCUUGUACUUCCGAGCGCAGAUGGAUCCUAACAGAAUAUCAGAAGACAGCACUCACUGCUUUUAUAGAAUUCUGAGACUCCACAAAAACCCAGGUAUGCAGGACUCGACUCUGGAGAGUGAAGACACAGAAGCACUACCAGAUUCAUGCAGGAGACUUAAAGAAGCCUUUCAAGGGGCCAUGCAAAAGGAAUUACAGCAUAUUGUGGGGCCACAGCGUUUCUCGGGAGUUCCAGCUAUGAUGGAAGGCUCAUGGUUGGAUGUGGCCCAGCGGGGCAAGCCUGAGUCUCAGCCGUUUGCACACCUCACCAUCAAUGCCGCCAACAUCCCAUCGGGUUCCCAUAAAGUCACUCUGUCUUCUUGGUACCACGAUCGAGGCUGGGCCAAGAUCUCUAACAUGACAUUAAUCAACGGAAAACUAAGGGUCAACCAAGAUGGCUUCUAUUACCUGUAUGCCAACAUUUGCUUUCGGCAUCACGAGACAUCGGGAACGGUACCUACAGACUAUCUUCAGCUGAUGGUAUAUGUUGUUAAAACCAGCAUCAAAAUUCCAGGUUCUCAUAACCUGAUGAAAGGAGGGAGCACGAAAAACUGGUCAGGAAAUUCUGAAUUCCACUUUUAUUCUAUAAAUGUUGGAGGAUUUUUCAAGCUCCGAGCUGGUGAAGAAAUUAGCAUUCAGGUGUCCAACCCUUCCCUGCUGGAUCCGGAUCAAGAUGCUACGUACUUUGGGGCUUUCAAAGUUCAAGACAUAGACUGAGACUCGUUUUGUGGAGCAUGAGCAUGGGUAUCCUAGAUGUUUGGAAACUUCUUAAAACACGGAUGAUGCAUAUUCAUGCGUAAGACUACUAAGAGGCAUGGCCCAUGUUGUAUGUAAGACUACUAAGAGGCGUGGCCCACGUUGUACAAAGCUUACGGACCUCUCUCUCGACCCUGUACAGGUCAUGCAUAUGUAAAGUCCAUAGGGGAUGUUAGACUCAUGGUCAUUACACAAUGUUUUUACAAUUUUGUAGUGAAUUCCUAGAAUUAAACCAGAUUGGGAGAAGUAUACUGAUGCUUAUGACAAAUUACAUGCGAGCUAUGGAAGGGGUCAUAGUCUCUUGGUCUAAGCCCUGGACGUGUACCAUUGAGAACCUCGAAAUGAAGAGGGUGCCACUUCAUUGUCAAGAGAUGAUGGUUUAAAGGGUUAAGUUCUUUUGAAUUGUUACAUUGCGCUGGAACCUGCAAAUAAGUUCUUUUUUUCUAAUGAGGAGAGAAAAAUAUAUGUAUUUUUAUAUAAUAUCUAAAGUUAUAUUUCAGGUGUAAUUUUUUUCUGUGCAAAGUAUUGUAAAUUAUAUUUGUGCUAUAGUAUUUGAUUCAAAAUAUUUAAAAAUGUCUCGCUGUUGACAUAUUUAAUGUUUUAAAUGUACAGAUGUAUUUAACUGGUGCACUUUGUAAUUCCCCCGAGGGCACUUGUAGCUAAGGGGGAAGAGUACUGUUUCUGGUGGCCACGUGUAGUUUGUUUUUUUAUUCUUUUUUUUAACUUAAUAGAGUUUUCAGACUUGUCAAG
Molecule: messenger RNA, 1746 nt
Organism: Grammomys surdaster
Lineage: Eukaryota; Metazoa; Chordata; Mammalia; Rodentia; Muridae
Gene: Tnfsf11
Product: TNF superfamily member 11
Exons: 5
Coding region: 1-957 (318 amino acids)
Biological process (GO): immune response
Cellular component (GO): membrane
Molecular function (GO): tumor necrosis factor receptor binding
Source: RefSeq, a predicted model, not a curated record